Messenger RNA from Racocetra persica, 191 nucleotides. The record is from the annotation of a GenBank genome assembly. Lineage: Eukaryota; Fungi; Glomeromycota; Glomeromycetes; Diversisporales; Gigasporaceae.
AUGUCAACCUCAUCUAUGCCCCAUGAGGAGUUUAGUGAAUCUGAUUAUGAACAUGUGCCGCCUCAUAGGGAGUUUAGUGAAUCUGAUUAUGAACAAGCACCUACUUACAUGGACGAAGAUGAAGCCAGAGCCGAAGUCAAUAAAUCACCUUCAACACAAUCAGGUAGUAGUAAUAAAACUGUGCAUUCCAG